UCCAACUGCAUAGGAAAAAUCACUUUAUUCUCAUAAACAAAUAUAUAAAAAUAAAAUAAAAUGUAUGUUAUUGCUUAAAAAGAAAUGUCCGAGAUAGUUAGACUAGAAGAGAACGUAAAUGUUUUAAUGAUUUUUAUAAAGCCCAAAGCGCUUUUGUUAAAGAACCCAAACCACUAACAGGACCUGACAUUAACGGUAAACUGUCAUCGUUAACGCCAUACCUUAACAAGAACAUGGCUCUCCGUGCCCACCAUGCUUGCUAUGUAGAUGAAUCCAAAGAACAUGAAACAACAUCUCAAGCAGAGGAAGAGGAGAAGGAGGCUGACUCAACUCUCUUAUCGAUGGCAAAGAUUGAACAAACGCUGGAGAAAAAAAUUAAAGAAGGCGAAUAUAAACUGAUUGAAACACCUAGAGUACGAAGUCCUCUGUGGCAACUUUUUUCGAAAUUUUCCAAAAGCAAUGGAUCCACUGUUGACGGUUGGAUAUAUUGUAAGCAAUGUAAACAUGUACUGAAAUUUUACAGCAGCUGCACCACCAAUCUUAGACGACAUACAUGCUGGAAGAAUAAUUUUUUGCAUAGGGAAAAAUCAAGUAAAAGUUGGUGUCAAAUUGGUGGUGGAAGCAAACAGAGGCGAAAGGGACAGGUCUUUAGCCAGAACUACGAAGUGCAGAAUUUCCAUAAAACUGUAGUAGAAAAAAUUGAGAAUGGUCUCUACAAGCUACAUAAAAAUCAAGAGGAAUCGGGAAAUCCAUUAUGGAACAAAUUUGCGUUUGUUUUCCAAGAUAAUCAAACCAUACUAAAUGGUUGGGUAUAUUGUUGCCAAUGUGGCAGUAUGGUAAAGUAUCUAAGCUGCGAAGAUGUGAAAAAUUUAAGACAACACAAAUGUAAAAAUGCCCAAGAUUCCAGUGAAGAAAGAGAAGACAGUGAAACCCAGAACAGCGACACUGAUCUUAGAAAUGAAACUGAAGGUCAAAUUGUUAGAAAACUACAAGAAGGAGUUUAUAAACUGAAAAUUAUGAAUGGACGUCUAAAAAAUCAACAACUACUGAAAGUUUUUGCCUUUGUUACAAAAGCAAAUGGCAUAAUGUUGGGCUAUUAUUGUUGUCUUAAAUGUUCCAAACUAUACAAAUUCACAGAGAAAAAGAAAGUUAUGGAAAACCAUGAAUGCUUUCAGGAAUAUUUGGAAGAGAAAAGAAGAAACUUGGAAAAAAUACGAGAGGCCAGAAGCAAACUACCAAAAACAAGUUCCACUACCAGCAAUGUACAACAGCCUCUACUUUAUGUUGUAGAUGAAGUUGAGAAUAGUACUGAAGAUAUUAUAGACGAUUCACAAAUACCAGUAAUUAAUGCUGUCGACGAAGAGUAUGAGACCGAUUAUCGUACCAUAGAAAUUGAUCCCUAUUCAAUAUGUCCAAAUGGGGACACAUCAGAUGAGGACGAGGAUAUCUUUUAUAUAUAAAGCAAUACAUUUUAAUGCCAAUUAAUUGUAAAUGAGGCCAGUACAAAAGCGAGGGAUAAUUAUUUAAUUUUGAAAUUAAUUAUAUAAACAAAUAGAAUAGAAAAAUGUAUAAAAAGAACAAAUCUAAGGAUUCCAAGGACAGACAAAUAAUUUAAAACUCCUUUUAAUGUGGUUUAGAAAAAUUUUCUGAUGACUAAAUUGUCAUAUAGGUCCAUAACUUUGUGUAGUAGCCACAGGGGACAAGAGACAUACGUUUAGCAAUCCCAUUCGGAGACCUAAGAUCCAUUGUGUUUAUUCUAGUAAGAAUGAUAGAAUAAAGAAAAGCAUGUGUAAAGCGAG
Molecule: messenger RNA, 1799 nt
Organism: Stomoxys calcitrans (stable fly)
Lineage: Eukaryota; Metazoa; Arthropoda; Insecta; Diptera; Muscidae
Exons: 3
Coding region: 234-1460 (408 amino acids)
Molecular function (GO): DNA binding
Source: RefSeq, a predicted model, not a curated record